GGACGCACAGGCUGCGUUGCUCCUCCUCUCGCGGCACCUUGGGUUCGGCCGAGGGAGCUGAGCUAGACGCUUUGGCUAAGUGCUGGCAACUGCGGCGCGCCGCCGAGCCACAGUGCUGAGCCUGUCACUGCCGCCCCGCGCGCCGUGACCCGUGACCCCAGACCUUCGACUCCUUUCGGCUAGGCCCGCGCGCCCCAGGCCCAGCCCGGGCGGCGCGACGGGAGGAUGAGCGGCGGGCGGCGGAAGGAGGAAUCGUCUCAGCCGCAGCUGGCCAACGGGGCUCUCAAAGUGUCUGUCUGGAGCAAGGUGCUGCGGAGUGACGCGGCCUGGGAGGACAAGGAUGAGUUUUUAGAUGUGAUCUACUGGUUCCGACAGAUCAUCGCUGUGGUCCUAGGUGUCAUUUGGGGAGUGUUACCAUUACGAGGUUUCUUGGGAAUAGCGGGGUUUUGCCUGAUCAAUGCAGGAGUCCUGUACCUCUACUUCAGCAACUACCUACAGAUAGAUGAGGAAGAAUAUGGCGGCACAUGGGAGCUCACGAAAGAAGGGUUUAUGACAUCUUUUGCUUUGUUCAUGGUCAUCUGGAUCAUCUUUUACACGGCCAUCCACUAUGACUGAUGGUGCACAGUGCCCACCUGCUUCCUGUCUGGUCCAAAGGACCCUCUUAGUUAAAGCACAGAAACAUGAUUAUAGGAGCACCCAGCCACGUGGAACCUGAAGACCCAUGUUUCCUGGACCAAGAAUCAGUGUGUUGGGCCUCAGUGUUUCUGCAAGGGCUGUAACCCGAAACUUUUUAAAGAGCCACCCACUUUUUGGGGAAGCAUUUCUGAAUUGUCCAUCACCAACCAUUUCUUCUUGGAUACCAUCAUGAAACACCUAUUUGCAGAAUGGAGCUGUCAUUUAAUUUUAUGCAAAUCUGGAUCCGGAUGAAACAUUAAAUUGUCUUCCUCACUUCUC
Phyllostomus hastatus (greater spear-nosed bat) is the source of this 954-nucleotide messenger RNA. RefSeq names its product RAB5 interacting factor (gene RAB5IF). The coding region runs from base 226 to 615 and encodes 129 amino acids. Gene Ontology annotation, biological process: mitochondrial respirasome assembly. Lineage: Eukaryota; Metazoa; Chordata; Mammalia; Chiroptera; Phyllostomidae. The record is from RefSeq and is a predicted model, not a curated record. The transcript has 4 exons.